AUGCAGUUGGACAACAUCAACCAGGUGAACCUCCACUCUUUCCAGGGCCACCGCGGCGUGGCCAAUAACAACAAGCCCAAUGUGAUCCUCCAGAUAGGGAAGUGCAGGGCGGAGAUGCUAGACCACGUCAGGAGGACCCACCGGCACCUCCUGACCGAGGUGUCAAAGCAGGUGGAGCGGGAGCUGAAAGGCCUGCAGAAGUCGGUGGGGAAACUUGAGAACAACCUUGAGGAUCAUGUCCCCUCAGCUGCUGAGAACCAGAGGUGGAAGAAGUCCAUCAAGGCCUGCCUGUCUAGAUGCCAGGAGACCAUUGCUCACUUGGAGAGGUGGGUCAAGAGAGAGAUGAAUGUCUGGAAGGAAGUGUUCUUCCGCCUGGAGAAGUGGGCUGACCGGCUCGAGUCUGGUGGGGCAAAGUACUGCCAUGGAGACAACCACAGGCAGACUGUCUCGGUAGGGGUGGGAGGCCCAGAGAUCAGGCCCAGUGAAGGGGAGAUUUAUGAUUAUGCCCUAGACAUGAGCCAGAUGUAUGCCCUGACACCUCCUCCUACUGGGGAUGUCCCUAUCGUGCCUCAGUCCCAUGAUUCCUACCAGUGGGUCUCUGUCUCAGAAGAUACUCCACCUUCCCCAGUGGAGACCCAGAUUUUUGAGGACCCCAGGGAGUUCCUGACUCACUUGGAGGACUAUUUGAAGCAGGUGGGUGGCACUGAGGAGUACUGGCUCUCUCAGAUUGAGAACCACAUGAACGGGCCAGCCAAAAAGUGGUGGGAGUACAAGCAGGACUCCGUCAAGAACUGGCUGGAGUUCAAGAAGGAGUUCCUUCAGUAUAGCGAGGGCACCCUGACCAGGGAUGCCAUUAAGAGAGAGCUGGAUCUCCCUCAGAAGGAUGGAGAACCUCUAGAUCAGUUCCUCUGGCGCAAAAGGGACCUGUACCAGACCCUCUACGUUGAUGCUGAGGAGGAGGAGGUCAUCCAGUAUGUGGUAGGGACCCUCCAGCCCAAACUCAAACGCUUCCUCAGCCACCCUUACCCCAAAACUUUAGAACAGCUGAUUCAGAGGGGCAAGGAAGUUGAGGUCAACUUUGACAACUCUGAGGAGCCCAGUCCCCAGAGGACCCCUGAGUUAAGGGACUCAUUGGAAAGCCUCCCUCCCUCCACCACUGCCAGCCCAAUCGCUAGUGACGGAACUCAACCCGAGGUUUCCGUCCCUACCACAGUGAUAUGA
Messenger RNA from Podarcis lilfordi (Lilford's wall lizard), 1221 nucleotides. Lineage: Eukaryota; Metazoa; Chordata; Lepidosauria; Squamata; Lacertidae. The record is from the annotation of a GenBank genome assembly.